This is a messenger RNA of Dendronephthya gigantea, 2032 nucleotides long. RefSeq names its product metallophosphoesterase 1 homolog. NCBI's taxonomy places the organism in Eukaryota, Metazoa, Cnidaria, Anthozoa, Malacalcyonacea, Nephtheidae. The record is from RefSeq and is a predicted model, not a curated record. Gene Ontology annotation, molecular function: hydrolase activity. Gene Ontology annotation, cellular component: endoplasmic reticulum. Gene Ontology annotation, biological process: GPI anchor biosynthetic process.
GUCUCCUCCAUCGAUUUAUUAUCCUCCUGUAAUAUUAUAUCAACCUUCGCUCGGCGACAUUUUGAAGUUCCAGAUCACGUGACGAAAACUUUGGUUGCGCGCAUUGUUGCUGUUCACUGACGCAUUUUCAGACCACGCAAACCUCGACGCAAACGGCCGCAAAUUGCAACGCAGCGCUUUUUAUACGAAAACCUCGAGGCAAAAUAAGCGGAUAUUCAAUUAUUAAACGCCCAAAUAUAUUUAACAGAUGUGGCCUCUUAUAUGACGGUUCGCCUACUAGAUGUUAAUAAGAGUUGUCUCAAAAGAUAGCCCAACCAACUCUUCACAGCUCCAAGCGCGUUUUCCGCUAGGCAAAUUUAUUCGCGCGACGCAAAGCGAAUUCUUGAUUCUUCAAAUUUGGUGAUGUGAUCGGUCUGCGGAAGAUUUCGCUUUAAAAAGAAAGGUUCGCUUUCUAAUUUUUAUCAGUUAGCGCGAAUAAUUUCGUUUCGUGAAAAACAAGCUUAACUCCUUGGCUUAUCAGUGGAAGUUUGUGCUAAUGAUUUUGGUACUGAAUGUGUAAUGAGCGGCCGUCGAUCAACAGCUCUCAGUGGGGAACGCGGAAAAAUUCAGGAUUGAGGAGAAGACAACUUUUAGACGCAUGGCCACCCCCUCUCGUUAUGCUAAGAUGACGUACGAGGCGGUAUUCCAGAUACAUCACUCAGCAGCAGUCCGCCCACUGACACCCACCCUAGCCUUCAAACCAUAUCUGGAUAUAGUCUAUAGUGGUCUAUUUCUGUCCCCCACCGCCCACGUGCACGUCUUGUCGACACUCUCCGACAGCGAUACGCAUGUUUCCGACGUCAGAGAUUCUAAUUAUGUGCAUUAAUUAAAGCUCAUUAGCGAUGCGCAUUUUGAGUUCGAAUAUCGAAUGUAUAGGAUGAUAUUUGUUUACAUGGAAAAAAUCUUGUUUUAAAAAGCUGUUUUCAUUAUUUAAUGGUGUUGUGCCGAAGAUGGAAGAUUGGAAAUUGGAGGACAUUGUUAUGCGGAGUAAUAGGAACAUUGUUCAUCGGAGAAUACCUUGUUUACUUCAUCGUUGCAAUGUCAUGGAAUGUUCCAGUGGAGAAAUCAAAACAUGAUUUAAGAGUACUUAUACUAUCUGAUCCACAAAUGCAGGGAUUUCAAUUGGAGGUCUCUGGUAUAAUUGGGCACAUCACAAGAUGGGAUGCUUGUCGUUACCUGAAGAAGACUUUCGCUUAUGCUCUGAACCAAGUCAAACCCGAUGUUGUUGUAAUAUUAGGUGAUUUGCUUGACGAGGGCUAUAUUGCUUCAGAUGAUGAAUUCUAUCAAUACAAAGAAUGGUUUGAAGACAUUUACAGAGUUCCAGAAACCGUGAAAAGAAUUCAUUUAGCUGGCGAUAAUGAUAUUGGUGGUGAAGACGAACCAUUAGGACAAACCUACUCUCAAGGCAUGAGAAAUAUUUUGGAGCAACUAAUCGAGGUCAUUGAGUUUAAUAAAUGGCAAUUCUUGAAGCUGAACACUCUCAGCUUCCUACGCUAUUUCCGUUUUUCCAUCCCGGAUGAAAAGAUAAUAUACAACAAUCUAAAUAAGUAUAUGAAGUCGUCACCACAAAAACUGGAUGAUAACAAGCACACAAUUGUGCUAAGUCAUCUGCCUCUUCACUACUGGGAUCCAAACUUUGCAAUAAAGGUGCUGAAUAAUGUCAAUCCAAGAAUACUGUUUUCUGGACAUGAUCACAAGGCCAAGUAUAGAAUAUACAAAUUGCCUAGUUUUACCACAGAAGAGCAUGUUGUACCCACAUGCAGUUACAGGAUGGGUACUUCAGAUAUAGGGAUUGGUAUUGCAAUACUUGGUGAAAAAGGCUCAUUUCAAUACACUGUGUUGAGAUUACCAGGGAGAUAUUCCUUUUUGUACUUUUAUGGUGUAGUUGGUGCCCUAAUGUUUCUGUAUAUAUUAUUUUUUAGAAGUAAUAGAUCAACAUAAUUUCUUACAAUCGAGAAUAUCACAUGCUACAAACCUGUCAAACAAUUUGUGU